AUGUUUGCAGACGAAAACCGCGAUGUAAACAUGCCCUCGGAGGAUGAGAUAAAACGACAGAGAAUAGCGUACAGUGGAGACCAAAUCUAUUCGAAUAUUUGGUCCGGAAAAUGGUGUAUCAAAGAUGAGCAUAAACUUCUUUCCGAAUUAGGAAGUUUGACAACGAAUAGUAAUACCGCCUACUAUGAUACUCACAGCAAUUUUCCAGCAACAGGAGUUACUGGGAGUGAUGCAAUAAUUUAUGAUAGCAUCAAUUCAAUAUCGCAAACCCAAAAUUCUCUUUACACACCGUCCAUAGGCGCAUCAAUUGGCAGUAGUUCGUUGACUCCUCUAGUGCCCAUAAAUAUGUCAGACAUGAAACUAAAUACAAGCGGACAUGAAGGAAAUAUAUCACCAUAUUAUACAGAUAGUGGUCAUUAUGCAACGCUAACACAUGUAGAUAAUUCGGAUGGCUUUAUGAAAAGUGAAUCUUCUCUGGUCGGUGCACCUUCCGCUCGUGGUAUAGGAUUACCAUCAGGAUUACGGCCAAUAGCUAUUUUAUCAGAGUCCUCAAAAGUUGUUUCGUCUAAUAAUCAACACCAAAAUCGUUUAAUUAAUGUGAUUGAAAUCAACGAAAGCAAUGAUGUAAAUGGUUACGUUAGCAAGUCGCCUGAUUCUCAGGUAGAUCCAAAUCGGCAGAGUUCACAACAACACUAUUCCCAGAAUAUCCAUCAGCAAACUCUACAACUUAGUACAAAUAGUUCAACAAUUACAUUGCUUCAAUCAAAUGGCGUGCGAGCAGAUGCAUGUAACAGUAAUAUGAUUGACACGGCAAAUUGUAAUUCUUCUUGUAAUAACAUCACUGGAUUUUCUACGAUUCUUCAGAAUUGUAAUCAUUAUUCGGCAGCUUGUGGAUCUGUGGUUUCCUCUACCGACUACACAUAUAAUCCAGCGUAUUCACAGUAUGGCUCAGCGUAUGGUUCUUAUGGAUAUACAGCAGGCACCGGACUAUUAAAUUCCUCAUACUAUUAUGAUGGCAGCCAAAGUCAAACAUCGGCGGUACUAAAUCAAGACAUGCGAUCUCCUUUGGCGGCCACCCGAGCCAAUUCCUUAGCGUCUGCAACUUCACCGACAGGAAGUGCAUGCACCAAAUCGGAAACGUCGGAUAUAUUUUUGGUGUAGCACCUUACGAAUUGUAGACAUUAAAUCUCGUAAAAAGGAAAGAUUGAACAUUUAUAAAACAUAUAACGCACAUUUAAAAUGAUAAAAUCAUCCAGGGAAUAAUGUCUUUUACAUAUAGUUGUGCAUAUUUGGCCUCGCAAUAUGUACAAAAAUGUAAUAUAGGUUAUACACCAUUAAAUACUCGUAAGUUAGACAUAUGACUUGGGCAAUGUCAAAGAAAGUGAACGUCAGAGAAUUAACUUUUUAAAUUGAUAAAAUGAAAUUUCCUAUGUAUCAAAUUUAUUUAUUACCUGUUAUAUGCAUUGCUGACAUGGCGUAAAGGUUAUCUUAGAUAUGUGCAUAAUUGUGUGCAAACCUAUAAAAAAAAAAUUAAAUAUCAACGUCCGUAAAUAAAUAUUUAGG
This is a messenger RNA of Ceratitis capitata (Mediterranean fruit fly), 1563 nucleotides long. RefSeq lists its product as uncharacterized. The transcript is spliced from 7 exons. The coding region runs from base 1 to 1161 and encodes 386 amino acids. Lineage: Eukaryota; Metazoa; Arthropoda; Insecta; Diptera; Tephritidae. The record is from RefSeq and is a predicted model, not a curated record.